Molecule: messenger RNA, 2104 nt
Organism: Lotus japonicus
Lineage: Eukaryota; Viridiplantae; Streptophyta; Magnoliopsida; Fabales; Fabaceae
Exons: 7
Coding region: 214-1962 (582 amino acids)
Molecular function (GO): protein binding
Source: RefSeq, a predicted model, not a curated record
UUUGAUGAUAUUCCGUUUCCAACCAAACGCGCAUGUCGGUUUCCACUCCAUCGUCUCUGGAAAGUGGAAACUGAACAUUCUCUAUAAAGAAGAUAUAUCAUCAGUAAUGGUGUUAGUCUCUCAUUCCUUCAUCAGAGAAUUAAGAGUGCUCUGAUCUUGAGGCAAGCUAAAUUAGGGAAAGAUCUUUUGCAGACUUGAACUUGGAUCAGAAAAAUGGAUACAGUGGUAAAUGGCAACUCAGCAACAUCUCCACAAGCACAUGUGGUUCAUAUUGCUUCUGCUCAAAUUGAUAGCCCUUCACGUGACCUAAUACAAGAUCCAAGGAAAUACUUUGACCAAUGUGUACCUCUUUAUAAGCUAGCACUGAGAGGUGAUUGGAAUGCAGCCAAAACUAUGAUAAAUGAAGACAGUUUGUUGCUCAAUGCUGCUAUAACAAGGGAUCGGGGGACACUACUUCAUGUUGUAGCAGGAACAAAACAUGUUCACUUUGUCAAUGAACUGGUUAAAAUGCUUAGAGAACAGGACCUGGAACUGCAAAACUCCAAUGGAAACACAGCACUAUGUUUUGCUGCUGCAUCUGGAAAUUUGCAAAUUGCUACCAUGAUGAUCAAGAAAAGGGAAUCCCUACCAAAAAUCAGGGGUGGAAGUGGAAUGACACCUCUUUACAUGGCUGCCUUAAAUGGAAGAAGUGACAUGGCAAGGUACCUUUAUCCCAAGACUAGUGACAUAUUAGAAGAAGAGGAGCAGAAUGCAUUGUUCUUCCUCACUAUCAAGCAUGAUAUGUAUGAUUUAUGUUUGCAGAUGCUACAAAAACAGCCAAUGCUGGCAUUUAUCCGGGAUGAGAACAAUCAAACAGGUUUGCAUGUCUUGGCUCGAAAGCGCUUUAGCUAUAGAGGCCAAUGGUGUAUUCAAAACCAGGUCAUGAACUCUAGUACACAGUCAACUCUGUUCCUCCAACUUGUUGGGUGUCUUUGGGGGGUGAUUCUCAAUCAUGAUUGCAUAGAAACAAAGAGGACAAUCAUGAAUCAACCAUCACAGUUAAUAUUUGAUGCUACAGAAACUGGAAAUUUUGAGUUUGUGGUUGAGCUUAUGAGGUCUGACCCUGAUUUAAUUUGGGAAGUGGAUUGCAAAAACCGAACCAUAUUUCACAUUGCUGUUCUGCAUCGCCAUUCAAGCAUCUUCAGUCUGAUUCAUGAACUAGGCUCCUUCACCGAGUUGAUUGCACCUCAUCCGGAUGAAGAAGAAAACAACAUAUUGCAUUCUGCUGCAAAGUUAGCACCUUCCAAUCAGCUUAACUUAAUUUCUGGAGCAGCUCUUCAAAUGACACAUGAAUUACUAUGGUUUGAGGAGGUGAAGAAGUUAAUGCUGCCAUCAUAUAUACAGCAGAAAAAUUCUAAUCACAAGACUCCUGAUGAAUUGUUUGUUGAGGAGCAUAAAGAUUUAUUGACAAAAGCAGAGUCAUGGACAAAGAACACAGCUAUCAAUUGCAUGCUCAUUUCAACACUCAUAUCCACAGGAGUGCUUACUGCUACAUUUAACAUACCAGGUGGCAAAAAUAAAAGCACAGGAGCUCCUAACUUCUUGCAAAAACCAACAUUCCUGUUAUUUGCACUAUCAAAUGCAACUGCAUUGAUAUCAUCUUCAGCCUCCAUACUAAUUUUCUUGUCUGUGCUCAUCUCAAGUUAUGCAGAGGAUGACCAUUUCAAGUCACUGCCCUUCAAGUUAUUGUUUGGACUGAUAGCACAAAUCAUCUCCAUCUCAAGCAUGAUGAUAGCGUUUAGUGUUGCGUUUUUCAUAACAUAUUACCAUGGUUUAAUAUGGGUUCCACCUUUUAUUUCUGUCCUUGCGUUUCUGCCAAUACCCUUAUUCACAUUUCUUCUACUUCCACUUUGGUCAGAUAUCUUCCACUCUUCUUACUUUUGUGUGUAUCUAUUUCGGCCAAGAAAACAUUUACUUAGCUAGAAAAGCAGAGGCCUUGUAAAUUAUAGAUCUAUGUAGUCUACUGUGUGUAGUUGUAAGAUGAUUAAUAUUAUGUAUGAAUAUUUGUUGGCCCAGUAUAAACAGAAAUUAACACUCAUUAUAUAAUAAAAAUUGAAUUAAACUC